AUGAAUAUCCAAAAUCAUUUGAAAGAUAGCUCGAACAACUUCCUAGGCAUUCCACCCUUUCCAGAAGAUGUGCCAACAGCACCACUUCUCAGACUAUCAUCAGCCAAGUUGCUAGCUGGCGAUCCCGCGGAAUACCAAAGACUAUUCCAGGCUUCUCUGGAUAUUGGUUUCUUCUAUCUCGACUUGUCAGACACGAAGCAAGGCUCGUCACUCCUCAGCGACGCAGACAACUUGUUCCAAGUUGGAGAAAGACUAUUUGAGUUGACUCUCGAGGAAAAGAGAAAAUAUGACUUCAGCAAAAAGAACUCUUACUUUGGAUACAAAGCACAAGGAGCCGCAGUAGUAGACAAACAUGGGAAUCUAGACCGGAAUGAAUUUUAUAAUGCAGACGACAUCCUGGGCGUCAGUGAUCCAUUACCAGCACCACAGAUCCUGCACUAUAGUCGAGACCAACUAGGAUCAUUUAUCCGAGGAUCGCAUACAAUCGUAACCCUAAUCCUGGGUAUCCUGAAUGACCAACUCGACCUACCAAAAGACACCCUGACCAAUCUCCAUCGCCGAGAAGCCGCAAGCGGUGACCAGGUUCGAUUUGUGAAAGCACCGCCACAGCCGGUCGACGACCGACGCACCGCGCUGGGCCAACACACCGAUUUUGGCAGCGUCACGGUGCUCUUCAACCGACUUGGAGGGCUGCAAGUGCUACCGCCCGGCGCAGAUGCAGAAUGGGUUUACGUACGGCCGCUGCCGGGACAUGCAAUUGUCAAUCUUGGAGACGCGAUGGUGAAGUUCACGAAUGGGUUGUUUCGCUCGAAUAUCCAUCGGGUUGUGGCACCGCCGGGUCUUCAGGCCGAGUCGACACGGUACAGUUUGGUGUACUUUGCCCGACCUGAGGAUAGUGUGAUAUUAAGCCGAUUGGAUGGGUCUAGCAAGAUCCCUGUUAUGGAUGAUGGUGAAAUGGAAGAAGAGAUAAGUAGCAAGGACUGGAUCAUUCGUCGGGCUUUGGGUCGACGGGUGGAUCUUGUUGAUGAUAUUGAUUUUGAGAAGUCUGCGGGAACGGAGCAAAUUAGUCGAAGGAUUAAGGCCUAG
Penicillium soppii is the source of this 1086-nucleotide messenger RNA. RefSeq names its product putative oxidoreductase, 2OG-Fe(II) oxygenase family. Bases 1 to 1086 code for a protein of 361 amino acids. NCBI's taxonomy places the organism in Eukaryota, Fungi, Ascomycota, Eurotiomycetes, Eurotiales, Aspergillaceae. The record is from RefSeq and is a predicted model, not a curated record. Gene Ontology annotation, molecular function: dioxygenase activity. The transcript has 2 exons.